This is a messenger RNA of Saccostrea echinata, 2794 nucleotides long. RefSeq names its product ganglioside-induced differentiation-associated protein 1-like. Gene Ontology annotation, cellular component: mitochondrial outer membrane. Gene Ontology annotation, biological process: mitochondrial fission; mitochondrial fusion. The record is from RefSeq and is a predicted model, not a curated record. Bases 61 to 1029 code for a protein of 322 amino acids. The transcript is spliced from 5 exons. Lineage: Eukaryota; Metazoa; Mollusca; Bivalvia; Ostreida; Ostreidae.
ACAUAUGUUUAUGUAUAUAAUAAACCCUCCUCAGGCACCUUGCAGACAGCUGGUUUCAGAAUGGCACAACUUAAGGCAGAAAAGAAAUUCACUCUUUAUUAUUUUCCUACAUCAUAUUCUUCACAAAAGGUUCUGCUUGCUUUCUUUGAGAAAGAAUUGGCAUUCACACCUCGUCUGGUCAGUUUAUUUUCUGGACAACACAAUCAACCGUGGUAUGUCAAACUUAAUCCAGAGGGUGCACAUGUACCUGUUCUCAGGGACGAGACAACAGACACUACAGUUACAGAUCCUGCCAGCAUUAUGGAAUAUGUGGACGAAGCCUCUGAAAAUGGUGAGAGGUUAUUUCCUGAUGAAUCCUCAGAACUUGGUAAACAGGUGAGACAGCUGUGUAAGAGACUGGACAUGAUUGAAAUGGACGUGAUUACUUAUGGCAUUAUAUAUCAUCCACACUUGUCAGGUGCCGGGUGUCAGAUAUCAGGGGCUGUUCAAAGGAGUAUGAGAGAGAACUUUGCCAAUCGCCUGAGCUAUUUGACUGAGUUAGCGGCAGCUCACCCUGCGCUACGAGACAGUUACCUUACAAAGAGCCAGAUAGCAGCACAGAAGUUUGACAUCAUUACGGAUGAAGCCAAGGUCAAAGGUCACUUAGAGGCCCUGAAACGCACAUUGAAAGAUAUUGAACAGCAGCUGAAAGAGCUUAAAGAAAAAAACGGAGAUGUGGCAGAUGAACUGUGGUUGUUUGGUCCCAUGUUUACGGCCGCAGACAUCCACCUUACUGUACUCCUAAACCGUUUAGCUUUGUUAGGAAUGGACAAAGAAUAUUUCUCACAAAGCCUAUGUCCUCACAUUGACAGUUAUUUCUCCCAAGUCAAGAAACGACCCACAUAUGUAAGGUUGGAGAAGGAUAUCUCUACACUGAAACUGACGUUAGUUUGGGAAAACUUGAAAGCCUGGUCUCCCUACUUAGCUGGAGCAGCAGGUCUGGGCUUGGCCGCAGGGGGGGCUUAUUUAAUUUAUCAAAAGAGUAAAUGAUAUUGAUAACAUAUAGUUUUAGAAUUAAUAAGGUAAGUACAUGAUAUUUUUAAGGUUAGUGUAUUUGUCUUAUUUUCUUUUACAUGUGUGUGGAAUGUAGCACACAUACAAACUUAUCAGUGUCUGUUUUUGUGAUAGAUGUGGAAUUUUCUUUCUUUUUUUUUUUUUUAUUACUUUCAAAAUAAUUUUUGAGUGCAGUUUACAAUAAUGGAGCUGAUUUUGACAUUUUUUUAAUGUAUUAGUGCAAUUUUUAGAAUGAUUUCAAAGAUGUUGGUGCUUCCACUUUGUUUCAAUCUCAUUGUUUGCUCAUUAAGUAGCAAUCUGUAGAUAGCAGUUUAAGUUGUGUCAUAUGAUAUCAUUUUGAAACCAAAAAAUGUGUUGCGUCUUCAUGUUUUUUGACAUACCAUUUAUGAUUGAUGAUAGAAUGAACUGUGUACACAGUGACUAUUUAUAAAAAUGCAGCUAAGUUAUAGUUCCUCAUUUCCCAAGGAAAAUAAGGUAAUGUGGUUCAUUUUGCCUUUUAAAAAAACUUAAGUGAAAGAGGUUGGAUAAUCACUUAAAAUUCUGCUAUUUUUGAGUUAUGUCUUAUCAUAUGAGUGAAAGACACUGGAAUUUUUUAAGCCCCCCAUGAAAUGUUACAUUACUCUAUGUACAUGUAUUACCUUCAAUAAUAAGCAAAAGCACUCUCAAUGUUUUUUUUUUUUUUUUUUUUUUUUUUUUAAACAAAAUUUUUAAGUCACAUGGUCAAUGUGUUGCAAGGAAAUGUCUUGCAAUUACAAAUGGUUUUUAAAAUGCCUGCAUUGGUUUAGAAUCUUAGCAGAUGUCUUUAAACUACAUGUACCAUUAGUGUUUUAUUUUUACACUACUGGGUAAUACAAGGUUCUUUUUCAUACAGAUUCUUUUGCAUUGGUCGCACAAUGUAUAGUAAUUGAAGUCACUUCUCUAGUCUCCCCUACUCAAAAAAUUAAAAUGUAGAAAAUGCUAGAUCUAUCCAGUUCAAUGUUAUGGAUCUUUUUCAAUAGAUAAUGACCAGAUAUAUUACCAGUAAGAAUAAAUAUAAAUUGCUAAGUAUAUCACUUAAGAUUUUUCCUGUCAGGUACUGUAGGUAUUCAUACGUAAAAUAGUUGCAUUGCACUUUUGCUAAUGAAGUACAGAGGAUGAUCCCUCAUAUGGAACAAAGAAAUACUUUAAGGAUAAGGUACUUAAUUUUUUUUUUACUGUGCCUCACUGUUACUAGUACCUGGGUACCUUGCAUCAGAUUUUAUGAUGCAUUGAUUAUGAGGAAAAAUUUAAUGUGCCUUGAGGUUACAAGUUUGUCAUAAAAAAAAUAAUGCAGCAUCACAGAUAUUCACUAUUACAGUGCACACUAUGCAAAAUGGUCCCCGUUAUCACUGAUCAAAAGAUGCGCUGCUGGAGAAAGAAAUCACAUUGAGUAAUUUUUCCACUGUAUUUUACUGGUUGUGUUUACUUACAUUGUGAUUAAAUGUAUUUAGUAUUUCAUGUAAAUGAUAUACACAUAUUUUUAAAUAUCUGAAGUAUUUAUCUGAUAUUAACCCUUCAUUAAUGAUUGCUGACUGACAAUAUAUUGGAGAAAUGAAAUCUCUGUGGAACAGUGCAGGAAUAUUCAUUUCUUGAGGUUUUAUUUAUUUACUUCAUGUCAUUAUUUUGAUUUUAACAUUCACAUUUAUAUACACUUUUUAUUUGAUUACAGUAUUGUGAUGUAUUGUGAUAGUUAUUGUUACCAAUGAAUAAACCUUGAAAAUAA